Sus scrofa (pig) is the source of this 4710-nucleotide messenger RNA. Its product is annotated as protocadherin beta-6. The record is from RefSeq and is a predicted model, not a curated record. NCBI's taxonomy places the organism in Eukaryota, Metazoa, Chordata, Mammalia, Artiodactyla, Suidae. Gene Ontology annotation, molecular function: calcium ion binding. Gene Ontology annotation, biological process: homophilic cell-cell adhesion. Gene Ontology annotation, cellular component: plasma membrane.
GUUCCGCUUCGACCCCUAGCCUGGGAACUUCCAUGUGCCUUGGGUGCGGCCCUAAAAACAAAAAAAAUGAUGAUAAUAAUUUUGUUUCAGGGAAGAAACUAAGCCCAUCCAAGAUGUUUAUGACUGUUGAUUUUACUUCAUCAAUCUGUUAUUCUUAUCCUCAAGGAAGUCUAUUCUCAGUAACGCCUAUCAAGUCAAUCAUGGAGACUGGCCAUAAUGACCUUAUUUUUUUAUAAUGACCUUAUUUUUAUCCUCCUGGAUAGAUUGAGGUGCUUUUCAACUGCAAAAUGAUUUCAUCUGUCCAGAGUUAGAUUUUAUUUAGCUUUAUUUUAGCAGAGGUUGAAGUAUUGUGAAAAAAUCCUCAUUUUUAAUCCUCCAUCAUUGUAGCCCUUACUUGAAGUGAAUUUUGCUCAAAUUUAAUUGAUUUCACUCUCAAUAAAUAUAUGAAAUCAUUCUGAAGUGAAUUUAUGUUUGGUGUAUUUUGAAUACGUACAUGUGCACUGACCCAUUUAAUGUAUUCUCAGGAAAUUUAGAAAUAUGUUUUCCCAUUUGUCUGAAAUUGAUGAGACAGGAAUGAGUACAGCCAUGAUGAAUCAUCACUGAAUCCCAUGGUACCCAUGCAAAUAUAAUUUCAUCUUUCACACUACCUUAUUUGGUCUAUAUUUAUAGAACCUAGUGUCAUCCUUGUUGUUCAAGAACGGUAGAGGUGAUUCUUGAACAUUCCUGAGCACUGCAUUAUACUCUUAGAAUGGGAAAUAUACUUGGACCUUGAUUAAUUAAUUAAUGUAGCAGGGAAAUUUGACCAAAAAGUUACAAUAAAAUGAACAAGCCUAAUAAAAACGUGAUCAAUUUAUCCAUACAAAAAUGAAGUGAAGGAAUUCCUUUUUUGCUCAGCAGGUUAAGUAUUGGGUAUUGUCACUGCUGUGGCUCUGGUUACAGCUGUGGCAUGGAUUUUGAUCCCUGGCCCAGGAACUUCCCCAUGCCACAUGCACCAUCAAAAAAAGAAGUGGAAUCAUGAAAUGCUUACUUAUGACCGAUACCUGAUUGCUCCCAGUCUCUCUUUUAAAGAAUUAAUUUCAUUAGAUAUUUCUAUCAUGCUUGGCUUCAAGUUUCCUAAUAGCCUAAUGGUUCCCUUUACUGUGCGGGUGUGAUUAUAAAACAAAGGAAGUGUGUUCUUCAUACAAUUUUAUUCAUCACAUAAUUUAGAGAAACGAUUGUUUACCAUUGGUCUUCUAACCAACCUUUACAUUUUCUAUGGUUUGUUGAUUGGACAAUUAAAGUGUAUUUCUUGGAUUCAGAAAUGACACUGCUCCUCAGUGACAAGCUGCUCUGCCAGUGAAUCAAAGUCGAUUAUAGGAAGUUUAUAUUACCUGAAGGAAUGAUUCUUAAAGGUGUCAGUAUGCAUCAGAAUCGCUUCAGGAGAAAGACUGCAGUGUGGGUUUCUGUGAGCCCUGCCAGAGAAUGUGAUUCAAGAUCUAGGGCCCAGGAAUUGACUUUGAAUUUUAAAAAACCCAAGACUCCCAGGCAAGUCUUUAUGCAUGGGGUUCACAACACUGCAAUUUGAGAAAUGCUGGCUUAUUCUCAAAAAUCUUUAUAAUGCUCAGAUUUGGGGAUAUGGCUUUCACCGGCAACGCCUCAUGAAGUUACUAACUUGAACGCAUGGUGGCAGUGCAGGCUAAGAGUGAACACACGCUCUCGGCGGACUCCAUUGCACCGAGAAACCCAAGGGAAAAAUACAGAACACAUUUACAGCUAAAGCCAAGACAGACGUGUUCAGGAAGGCAGUCACUGCCAGACAAGUUAUGAGAACGAAUCUGAAAUUCUAUAGCUGACAUUUUGGACGGUCAACGGUGGACGUGGUGAUUGGGACUGGAAAAGGAUUUUCCCUCUGGAACCGGGCAUAGCAAUGGAAAUGACACAAACAAAAGCACAUCGUAAAAGGCAAGUGGUGAUCUUCAUUAUAUUGAUGCUUUGGUGGGCGGCAGGUUCGGAACUGUUUCAGUAUUCUGUGUUGGAGGAGACAGAAAGUGGCACAUUCGUGGCCAACCUGACAAAGGACUUGGGACUCCGGAUGGGAGAGCUGGCCGCCCGGAGCGCCCGAGUUGUUUUUAAAGGGAAUCGGCAGCCUUUGCAGUUUGACUCACAGACCUAUGAUUUGCUGCUAAGUGAUAAACUGGACCGGGAGGAGUUGUGUGGUUCCACUGAGCCCUGUGUGCUACCUUUCCAAGUGCUGCUGGAAAAUCCCUUGCAGUUUUUCCAGGCUGCCUUGCUAAUUGGAGAUAUAAAUGACCACGCCCCAGAGUUCCCUGCUGGAGAAAUGCUACUAAAAAUAUCAGAAAUUACUAUGCCAGGAAAGGCAUUUCCUUUGAAAAUGGCACAGGAUUUAGACGCUGGGAGCAACAGCCUUCAGAGCUACAUAAUCAGCUCCAAUCCCCACUUCCACGUUCUUACUCGCAACCGCAAGGAUGGCAGAAAAUCCCCGGAGCUGGUGCUGGACAAAGCGUUGGACCGCGAGGAGCAGCCCGAGCUCAGACUAACCCUCACAGCGCUGGAUGGAGGGUCUCCGCCCCGGUCUGGGACCGCAGAGAUUCAGAUCCUGGUCCUGGACAUCAAUGACAACGCCCCUGAGUUUGCUCAGGAGUUCUACGAGGCUCAAGUCCCUGAAAAUAGCUCCCUCGGCUCUCUGGUUAUCACUGUCUCAGCAAGAGAUUUAGACGCAGGAUCCUUUGGGGAGGUUUCUUAUGCCCUAUUUCAAGUCGAUGACGUUAACCAACCUUUUGAAAUAAAUGCAAAUACAGGAGAAAUUCGACUGAGAAAGACUCUGGAUUUUGAAAAAUUUCAAUCAUAUCAGGUGGAUAUUGAGGCCACAGAUGGUGGGGGACUAUCAGGAAAAUGCUCUCUACUCAUCAAGGUCCUGGACGUGAAUGACAACGCUCCCGAAUUGACCAUAUCCUCACUUACCAGCCCCAUCCCUGAAAACCUGCCAGAGAUCAUAGUGGCAGUUUUCAGUGUAUCAGAUGCAGAUUCUGGACAUAACCAACAGGUUAUUGUUUCUAUAGAUGAGAGUCUUCCCUUUCUUCUAAGACCAUCCCUGGAAAAUUUCUACACCUUGGUAACAGAAGGACCGCUGGACCGAGAGGAAAGAGCCGAGUACAACAUCACCAUCAGCGUCAGCGACCUGGGGACCCCCCGGCGGCACACCCAGCACAACCUGACCGUGCGCGUGGCCGACGUCAACGACAACGCGCCCGCCUUCAGCCAGUCCGCCUACACCCUGCGGGUCCGCGAGAACAACAGCCCCGCCCUGCACAUCGGCACCGUCCGCGCCACCGACGCCGACGCGGGCGCCAACGCCCAGCUCACCUACUCGCUGCUGCCGCCCUCCGACCCGCACCUGCCCCUCGCCUCGCUCGUGGCCAUCAACCCCGACACCGGCCAGCUCUUCGCCCUGCGCGCCCUCGACUACGAGGCCCUGCGCGCCUUCGACUUCCAGGUGCGCGCCGCCGACCGCGGCGCGCCCGCGCUCAGCAGCCAGGCGCGGGUGCGCGUGCUCGUGGCCGACGCCAACGACCACGCGCCCGUCGUGCUCUACCCGCCGCCCAACGCCUCGGCGCCCUGCACCGAGCUGCUGCCCCGGGCGGCCGAGCCGGGCUACCUGCUCGCCAAGGUGGUGGCGGUGGACGGCGACGCGGGCCAGAACGCCUGGCUGUCCUACCGGCUGCUGCAGGCCACCGAGCCCGGGCUCUUCGGCGUGGGCGCGCACAGCGGCGAGGUGCGCACGGCCCGGCCGCUGAGCGAGCGCGACGCGCCCCGGCAGCGGCUGCUGCUGCUGGUGCGGGACCACGGCGAGCCGCCGCUCUCGGCCAGCGUCCCGCUGCACGUGCUGCUGGUGGACGGCUUCUCGCAGCCCUACCUGCCGCCGCCCGAGGCCCCCGGCCGGGCGCCGGGCGCCGGCGCCGGCGCGGACGAGCCGCUCACCGUCGCCCUGGUGGGGGCGCUGGCGUGCGUGUCGGCGCUGCUGGUGGGGGCGCUGCUGGCCUUGGCGGCGGGGCGGCUGUGCCGGCGGGGCGGGGCGGCCUCGGCGGGGGGCUGCGCGGGGCCCGCGGAGGGCGGCGUCCCGGGCCAGCUGCUGGACGUGGGCGGCACGGGCACCCUGGCCCACGGCUACCGCUACGAGGUGUGUCUGGCGGGGGGCACUGGGACCAGCGAGUUCAAGUUUCUGAAGCCGAUCCUCCCCAGCUUUCCUUCCCAGGGUCCAGGGAGGGAAAUGGAGGAAAACCCCACCGUUCGCAAUAGUUUCCUAUUCAGUUAAGUACCAAAUUAUUCUAUUACGCCCUACUUAAUAAGUUUGGAAACGUCUUUUACCUUUCAACUAUAUAAUAUUAAUGCAUGUUAUUGACAGUCCAUUUCUUGAUUAUUACUGCUUAGUGUGAAAAUUUUAAAAAAUCAGGUGCUAGGUAUGCACAGUAUUUUCCCUAUAUUACCUUUAGUGGUUUUUAAAUGUUACUCCUACUCAAGUAUAUUUGAACAUCUGAAUAAGAAAAUUUUAUUUGCAUAUUUUAAAAAUUUGAAAUUUAAUUAUCUAUCUUUUUACAAAAAGUUUAUAUUCCAGAAUCCUCAAGUAAGAUUAUAUUUCUAAGUAGUGGCGACAACUGCCAUCAAUAUUGCCAUAGAGAGAAAUAAUUAAAUGUAUUUGAUAAUUUGCCAAUA